UCGUCUCAAAGUUGGAGGCGAGGGAGGUUCUUUGUCCUUCAUGCCUCCAGUAUGCCGUAAGAAAGGUUUUACAUCAUCGACGGACGGCUGCGGGCGCCCGCUAGAAAGAGACACCAUGAAACCAGCUGCUGGGGAGAAGCCGUCAGACUACGUCAAGAAAGAGGACUCCGCGUCCGACGAGGAUUCAAGAUCAAGCAACAUACAACAUGGUCCACGCCCUCUGAAUGAGUAUGAAGGAACCGUCCCUAGCUUCUUCAAGGACCAGAAAGGUCAGUCCCAAAUGGGAAUCCUCGGUUCUGCAGAUCCAAAACGCUGCCUAAAACUCCAGCUGAAAUCAGUCAGAAGUGAGGCGGCAUCCAGAUGGAGAAAACACCUCCUAGCGAAGGUAGAUGAAGAUGUUUGUGCUGGUGCUGCUGAGUGCGGAGGAAACAGACUUGGGGAGCGUCGUGAUACUGCACCUGUUCGGGGAACAGGGCUGGAGGAAGGGUCCAACAAAGAUGGUCUGGACAUCCGAGCGGAGGAGUACAAACUACAAGGAAACAAUCUUCUUUUCUUCGAUCUGUUUAUGCGUCCUCUGGCGGAUCUCAGGAUAGGUUCUCGGAACCGAACUGCUAGACAAAGCCAGGUGGGUAAACUGCGUCAUGAUCGUAUGGGACAUGGAUACGGUGUAAAACACUGGCUUGAUCGGUAUCAGCGUCAGUCUGAUCACAAUGAGGAGGGUCAAGAAGAGCCGAAUCUCCAUGGGGAACAUCACAAAGGUGGCGCGGUCAGAAUGUUUAAGGAAAAACAGGAACGACAUAUUAAGAAGCCUGCCUCAAAACACAGUCAAAAUAGGCGACGCUCAAGCCGAAACGUCACAAAACUAGCUUGCCCUGAAAGCACUAGAGCACAUGACACGGUUCGCAAAAAAGGCAAACGUGAAGUUCAAGGUCAAUGGCAAGUUCAAGAUAAUGGAGAACCUGAAAUGAAGUCCAGAACACAACAAACUCAAGACCAUCAUGGCACAUGUACCGAGAACCAGGAUUUGAAACGAGAUCAAGGUCAAGGUCAAGGUCAGUGUCAAGAAUGCACUUCACUACUUCUGCCAGACACUGCUUCACAAGACACUGGUUGGCAUCCACUGAGAAGGACGAAGGCCUAUCUGACCCUUCUGUCGCUCUCAAACAUCUCUUUGGGAGAGUCCGAGCUGGCUGAUAUAUCAGCCAGUGAGUCUAACGAGAGUCUAGAAGCGUACAAAGAACCAGCCAAGUCCAAACUCUCCUCACAAGAGACAAAUCACGCUGCCGGAAGAAACAGUAGUGCGGUGUCUCGGAAAGAGGUGUUCCGUGCAGACACAGAUCACGGUCAUUCCGAUGUGUGUUCUCCUGCCUCCAGGUCAGCACGUCACGGUGCAGUCCCUGCCUCCAAGUCAGACUCUACAGAUGCCUCAGCAGAAAGUGCACUGUUUCCAGAACCGACUCCUGCAAGCAUCUUCACCGGAAGGAAUAUCAAUGGCUAUGAUUUUGGGAAGAUCUUUUCAGGCGGUGCUUCUUCAGUGAUCUUUAAAGUAAAAAAGGGAGGCACCACAUAUGCUGCCAAAGUUUUUAAACGCAUUCACCCCUACGAGGAGAGGCUUCUGAAGAUCUCUAAACGUGAGUACAAGAUUAUGAAGAAGUUAAAGCAUCCGCACAUCGUGAAGGUUUACGAUUAUUUUGUGUUCCGCCUUCAUGGCGUUAUCAUCAUGGAAUACGUACAGACCUCGGAGCUCUGGAAAUUCUUAGACAAAUCUAACUGCGUCAUGUCCCUGUCUGUCCUUAAGAAUAUUCUAUGGGACAUCCUCAGCGCCUUGAGGCACAUCCACAAACAUCGUAUCUCCCAUAUGGAUGUCAAGACGAAUAACAUCCUCGUCGACAGAAGAGGGUGUGCGAAGAUCACAGACUUCGGAGGAGCGGUGAAAUUUGGCAGAUUCUUCUCAAAGCGCCACGCGGUGAACUUCUUCACGCCCGACUUUGCCCCUCCAGAGAAACAAUGGCAGCGUGAGAGUGGAGAUGUAUGUGUGGUUCACUACAAGCGUUAUGAUAUGUGGAGUGUCGGGGUGAUGUUGUAUCACAUGUACACGGGGAGGCUCCCCUACGCGCUGCCAGAGGGAAAACUAUACCUCCCUGCUAAACUGUUCACUGGGGUGGUGGACCUGCCGCCGGGGGUGAAGCAAGACGCGGAGUUUCUGUCGCUGGUGAGACAGUGCAUGCAAGUAGAUCCUCUGGAUAGAAUUACGGCCAAAGAGGCUAUCGCACAUCCGUUCUUUGAUUCCGUGCGACACAAAGGACUCAAGAAAUAAGAGCGUUUGGGUAUAUGUGUACAUGCGUGUUUGCGUACGUGCGUAUGCGUGCACGUGAGUGUGAGUGAGUGUGAAUGAGUGAGUUAGUGUGCGUUGGAGCAUGUGGUGAGAACUCAUUGGAGAAAAGCCUGUCGAUGAACGUCUACGUAAUGCCCCAUUUAACGUGAAAUAUUGCAGAUAAAUUCAUUUGUAAUUUUGUAAAAAAAAGUUAUGUCAUGUCAGUGAAUCAGAGGUAGUUUUACACUGUUCACACUUGUCAAUCCAUUGAUUUUGUUCAAAAUGUUGAUUGUUUACUUGUUCAUUCUUUGGAUGUAUCAGAAAUGUCCAAUGUCUAUGAUGGAACUUGGUACGUUCUUGUCGUACUUGUUUGUUUUCUAAUUUAGAUUUUAUAGCAGUUUUGUAAUGCUUGAGAAUUAUGAAUAUAUAUAUUGCCGGCUAAGAUAUUAUACCAUAAAACUAGUUUGUGUUAUUUUGUAAAUAUAAAAAUAUGUAACUGCUGUUUUGCUGUGGAACCAUCGCAAAUUAGAAACC
This is a messenger RNA of Haliotis rubra (blacklip abalone), 2848 nucleotides long. RefSeq names its product cyclin-dependent kinase 11B-like. Gene Ontology annotation, cellular component: cytoplasm. Gene Ontology annotation, molecular function: protein serine/threonine kinase activity; ATP binding. Bases 41 to 2317 code for a protein of 758 amino acids. NCBI's taxonomy places the organism in Eukaryota, Metazoa, Mollusca, Gastropoda, Lepetellida, Haliotidae. The transcript is spliced from 3 exons. Gene Ontology annotation, biological process: protein phosphorylation. The record is from RefSeq and is a predicted model, not a curated record.